AUGGCCUUGUCCACCGGGCAUGUUGCAAGCCAGCUAAGGCACCUCAUCUAUUACCAACUCGACAAUAACUUAAUCCGCAAUGCGCUAUUCCUCGCUUCUCGCCUCCAUGCCUAUGAACCGCGAUCCUUUGAGGCCCAAUAUCUACUCGCCCUUUGUCAUCUACACAACGGAGAAGUGAAAGCAGCGUUCGAAUGCAGCCAGGCUUCGGGCUCGCGCGGUCUGCAUGCGGGUUGUGCGUAUGUCUUUGCUCAAACUUGUUUGGACUUGGGGAAAUACUUAGAUGGUGUCACGGCUCUGGAGCGUAGCAAACCGCUCUGGUCCUCCAAGAAUCACUGGAACAAGCAUAGUGAAACUCAGCGACAGCACCUACCUGAUGCUGCGGCUGUUUUUUCUUUGCAGGGAAAACUUUGGCACGCACAGAAAGAUUUGACCAAAGCAGUUGACUGCUUCGUGGAGGCACUGAAACUGAACCCCUUCAUGUGGGAUGCAUUCCUAGGGCUUUGCGAAACAGGUGUCAACAUUCGAGUCCCGAACAUAUACCAGCUCAGCCCAGAACUUCUUGCAAUAAUAUCUUCGUCGCCGGAGGAAAUCGCUAGUGCACCAGAAAACGUGGUCUCUGAAGAAAGGAAUUUCCCCACACAGCCUCCUGGUAAUCCUGAAUCCGACCCUUUCAUGGUCUCUGCCUCCCGUGGCGAGACUGAUACCACAUUUGGGAGCUCCGCUCUUUGGGAAAAGUUGAAUGGAAGCUCUGUUAAUUUUGCUGCUAUGGCACAGCCGGUUUUCCACGACGGAAUGGAGACUCCAGGCGCACAGAGCAGUGGCUCUGAUGACUUCCGCAUUGCAAAUGGCGUCACUGACCCUGAAGCUGGAUGGGAAGCACCCUUGGCCCCUGCUCGAAAGACGCGGACAAUCCAAACCAUGAGCCUUGACCAUACCGGGCAACCCCCACCCCGAAUGCGCCCAACGGGCAUCAGACCUCGACACAAAACACGAACCGAACCAGAGACUCAGCCGACUGCUCCGGUAGAAAGAGACCCAUCUCUUGUGUCGCGAUUCGGCGACCGCAAGCGCACAGUCUCUGGACAAGUCGCCCACCCCGUUCCUUCGUCGCAGCCUACUGAACCAGGUGCUCCCCAGCGCCGAAGCGUUCGCCUCUUCAACCAGAUCAAACCUACAACCAGUAAGCUUUCAAACAGUACGCUUACUGGCAGAGAUGGCCGCGAGAUGAAGAAAUUGAGAGGAGGGCCUACGAAAGGACGGGCAGGAGGUGUGCCCACUGUCGGCCGUGUCGUGAGUGGCAAUCGAAAACCAAUGGAAACACCCGACAAUGAUGGUAAAGAUAAUCGGACUGCCUUGCCGCAAUCCCACCCUCUUGUCCCCCCGUUGCCCAAAAAUGCUGAAAAAACGAAAGAGCUCGAAGCCUUGGAUUGGCUUUUGGGUCUUUUCAAUAAACUUGCGUCUGGAUAUUUCUCACUGAGCCGUUAUAAAUGUGCGGACGCCAUCAGCUCUUUCAAUUCUCUCUCACAAGGGCAGCGUGAAACUCCGUGGGUUUUGUCUCAACUUGGACGGACUUAUUUCGAACAAGCAAGCUAUACAGAAGCUGCCAAGUACUUUUCCAGGGUUCAAAAACUAGCUCCUUCCCGCACCGAGGAUAUGGAAAUCUAUUCGACUGUCUUAUGGCACCUGAAAAGUGAUGUAGAAUUGGCUUACUUGGCGCAUCAGCUACUCGAGGCUGAUCGCCUAUCCCCCCAGGCGUGGUGUGCUAUUGGGAACUCUUUUUCUCAUCAACGGGAUCACGAUCAAGCACUCAAGUGCUUCAAGCGUGCGACUUUGAUCGAUCCUGAAUUUGCAUAUGCAUUCACACUACAGGGACAUGAAUAUGUCGCCAACGAAGAAUACGACAAGGCGUUGGAGGCCUAUCGCCACGGCAUCAACGCAGAUAAUCGACAUUACAAUGCUUGGUACGGACUGGGGACGGUGUAUGACAAGAUGGGCAAGCUUGAUUUCGCUGAGCAGCAUUUCCGCAAUGCAGCCAGCAUCAACCCGACGAACGCGGUGCUUAUCUGCUGCAUUGGUCUGGUAUUGGAGAAGAUGAAUAAUCCUCAAGAUGCCCUGGUUCACUACGGUCGGGCCUCCUCACUAGCCCCAAACUCGGUACUAGCUAAAUUCCGCAAGGCGCGCGUACUGAUGAAGCUGCGUGAAUACAAGUUUGCUUUGGCAGAACUGAAAGUCCUGAAGGACAUGGCGCCGGAUGAGGCAAAUGUGCACUACCUUCUUGGAAAGCUGUACAAAAUGCUCCACGACAAGGCCAAUGCUAUCAAGCAUUUCACUGCGGCCUUGAACUUGGACCCGAAGGCUGCACAAUACAUCAAGGACGCAAUGGAGUCGUUGGACGACGAGGAUAUGGAGGAUGAGGACAUAGCUUUCCGUCUUCUGACCGCAUGUACGCAGCUCUUCUUGACUCGUUUAACCGUCAUCAUGUCGAUCGGCUCUUAUGUCGUCUCAGGUGUUAGCUCUUUUGCGGUGUUGACCGUCUCUCUCUUUGCAAUCGGUCAAAAAGUGCCUCGCGCCGCAUUCGCCGCCCGCUGUCUUGCCUCAUAUGGCUGUCUUCUCGUCAGUGCCGCGUACGGCGUGCUCGUCUCGAUCUGUCUACGACUAGUUGGAUAUGGCCGUGUGUCACAGUGGGCAGCAGGUCGCAGCUUCAAGUGGCUGAUGCGGUUCACAACUGGUGUCAAGUUCGAGGUUAUCGAAGGCAAAGAAUACCUCUCUACCCGUCCGGCAGUUUUUAUUGGCAACCACCAGACUGAACUCGACGUGUUGAUGCUUGGAUGUGUCUUCCCGCCAUACUGCAGUGUAACUGCCAAGAAAUCACUGCGGAAUGUUCCUUUCUUGGGCUGGUUCAUGUCUUUAUCCCGCACUGUGUUCAUUGACCGUGCCAACCGGGAAACAGCCCUCAAGGCUUUCGAUGGCGCCGCCGCCGAGAUGCGCGAUCACCGCCAGAGCGUCUUUAUCUUCGCUGAGGGUACCCGAAGUUACUCUGACGAGCCUACUCUACUACCCUUCAAGAAGGGUGCUUUUCAUCUCGCUGUUAAGGCCGGUGUGCCGAUCGUACCGAUUGUGACGGAGAACUAUUCGCACGUGCUGUCGCCUCGUGCCUGGCGAUUCAACGCUGGGACUAUCAAAAUAAAAGUUUUGCCUCCCAUCCCGACUCAGGAUUUGACAUCGGGCGAUGUGGAUAGCCUGACCCAAUCGACGCGGGAUUCGAUGCUCAAAACUCUCACAGCAAUUUCCCAUGCGCAGAAGGACGAGGUCGAUGUUGCUCAUACCAACGGCGUCUCCAGCGCCGUUGAAAUCUAG
Penicillium digitatum Pd1 is the source of this 3357-nucleotide messenger RNA. The record is from RefSeq and is a predicted model, not a curated record. NCBI's taxonomy places the organism in Eukaryota, Fungi, Ascomycota, Eurotiomycetes, Eurotiales, Aspergillaceae.